UUCUAUAAUCAGAUGCAAGAUAUGCUGGCAACAUUCUGAAGUCCAAUUCACAUUCGUGUUCUACAAGAAGUGACUGCCAGUUACAGAGCUGGAGGUGUGCCUAGCUAUUAAUGGGAUGCUGAGCUGAAAUGCUGAUCUCUGGAGCUGAAUUGUGACUCUGCACUGCUCAAAUACAGCUGUAGUGCUUCACCGCCUUUACUUAUGUUGAAUUAAGUCUGUGCAAGACUCUAUUGGGAGAACCACCUAAAAUAAAAUACUUGAAGCACAGCAGAUGACUUACAAAGCAUCUUUUUCUCUAACUCAGAUAUUUAGGUCUAAUGUACUCCAACAUUAUUUUCCUAAAAAGCUGAAAAGUUGGAAUCCUACCCAAACCAGCUAGGAUGUAUAUAAUAAGCGUCGUAUUUCAUUAAACAUUUUUUUUCAUAUCUGGAAGGCAGAAGAAUAUCAGCAUCAUUAAAUCCUGUAUGGGACCAGGCACAGAGAAGGAAUCCUCGUGGAAUUGGUAUCUGGGAUUUUUUAAGGUUAUCAUCACAGUGGUAUGUCCCUGCACUCAGUCCUGCCUCUGAAAGUGGCUAUGUGCAAGAUUCAAGUGAGAGAAAUUAUCUCCUAGACUUUAAAGCAAAAUCAUGGACCUAUAUCUCCUGUCUCUCAUCUUGGUGAAGUGUCUUUUCCAUCUGAUUUUGUGUGACAAACAAGUUUUGGGAGCAACAGGAGCUUUGAAAUGGGAUGAAAAGGAUCCAGAUGAAAGUUUGGUGAAUAAUGUUGUCCAUGGCAGACUUCACAGUCCACUCCGUCUAUUUGUUAAGCAAUCUGCUCUGCAAAGGCAACCCCAGAUGUCUUAUGUGGAUACGGUGGAAAACUUCUGGAAUUGGUUGGCCAACAUUAGUGAUACUCAAGAAUCUCUUGUACGAACUAAGCGUCGGCCAAUUGUUAAAACAGGCAAAUUCAAAAAGAUGUUUGGAUGGGGAGACUUUCAUUCAAAUAUUAAGACUGUAAAACUGAAUUUGCUCAUUACUGGAAAAAUUGUGGAUCAUGGGAACGGGACCUUCAGCGUGUAUUUCCGACAUAACUCCACUGGACUUGGGAAUGUUUCUGUCAGUCUUGUGCCUCCUUCUAAAGUGGUGGAAUUUGAAACAUCUGCUCAGUCAACUCUCGAGAACAAGGAUUCCAAGUCUUUUAACUGUCGGAUUGAAUAUGAAAAAACAGACAGAGCAAAAAAGACUGCAUUGUGCAACUUUGAUCCUUCUAAAAUCUGUUACCAAGAGCAGACCCAAAGUCAUGUUUCUUGGUUGUGCUCUAAGCCAUUCAAAGUAAUUUGCAUUUAUAUCGCUUUUUUCAGCAUAGAUUACAAACUUGUACAAAAAGUUUGCCCUGAUUACAAUUACCAUAGUGAAACACCAUAUUUGUCGUCUGGUUGAAGAAUACCUAUUAGUUAAACACAGUUUUCAAUCAAGAACAGUAUUACCCCUUUGUUGAUUGGCAGGGACAAUCUAUUGCGACGCUUUCUUUUUGUGACUUUUCAAUGAACAAAUAUUCUUUACCAGGUGGAAACAAAGUGAUUGUGGCCGUGUUAGACUUGCAUACUAUAUUUUACUUAAAUAAUGUUCAAAUGUUUCUGUAAUUUUGAAGUUAUGUAGUCCAAAGUAAAAAUCAGGGAGAGUGGACGCGUAACAGGGUGAUAAGGAUUAUGCAUGACAUAAGUUCUAAGCUGACAUACUACCGUACUUGAAAUACGAUUAUUUACAAUAUUGAGAAAAAAAGGAAAGGUGUUGUGAAGCCAUGAACAUAUUAACAAUAAUUACAAUAAAUAUAUUGUCAUAAGAAAACCAGUAGUGAUGCCACCCAUUGCAUUAUUUGAUCAGCUAUUAACCAACAUUCAAAACUACAAAGACAAAAUUGUUCUACUUAGAUAUCUACUGUCCUAUAAUUUAUACUUAAAAUGUAUUUUAAAAUCUAAAAGUUGUGGACUUGUCAACAAAAUGUU
This is a messenger RNA of Pelobates fuscus (common spadefoot toad), 1984 nucleotides long. It is a transcript of the gene NXPH2, whose product is annotated as neurexophilin 2. Gene Ontology annotation, molecular function: signaling receptor binding. NCBI's taxonomy places the organism in Eukaryota, Metazoa, Chordata, Amphibia, Anura, Pelobatidae. The transcript is spliced from 3 exons. The record is from RefSeq and is a predicted model, not a curated record. The coding region runs from base 627 to 1418 and encodes 263 amino acids.